Molecule: messenger RNA, 963 nt
Organism: Poecilia latipinna (sailfin molly)
Lineage: Eukaryota; Metazoa; Chordata; Actinopteri; Cyprinodontiformes; Poeciliidae
Product: gamma-gliadin-like
Exons: 1
Source: RefSeq, a predicted model, not a curated record
CAGCAACCACUGAUCCCCCAGGAACGUCAACUUAAGAGCCUCCAGCAACCUCAGAUCCCCCAGCAACCUCAGAUCCCCCAGGAACGUCAACUUCAGAGCCCCCAGCAACCUCAGAUCCCUUACCCUCAGCAACCUCAGAUCCCUUACCCUCAGCAACCUCAGAAUCUUUACCCUCAGCAACCUCAGAUCCCCCAGGAUCGUCAACUUAAGAGCCCCCAGCAACCUCAGAUCCCUUACCCUCAGCAACCUCAGAACCCCCAGGAACGUCAACUUCAGAGCCCCCAGCAACCUCAGAUCCUUUACCCUCAGCAACCUCAGAUCCCCCAGGAACGUCAACUUCAGAGGCCCCAGCAACCUCAGAUCCCUUUAUCUCUUCCACCUCAGAUCCCUUACCCUCAGCAACCUCAGAUCCCUUACCCUCAGCAACCUCAGAAUCCUUACCCUCAGCAACCUCAGAACCCUCAGCAACCUCAGAACCCUCAGCAACAUCAGAACCCUCAGCAACCUCAGAAUCCUUACCCUCAGCAACCUCAGAACCUCCUGCAACGUCGACUUCAGAACCCUCAGCAACCUCAGAUCCCUUACCCUCAGCAACCUCUGAUCCCUUACCCUCAGCAACCUCAGAAUCCUCACUUUCAGAAACCUCAAAACCCUCAGCAACCUCAGAUUCCUCACCUUCAGAAACCUCAGAGCCCUCAGCAACAUCAGAAUCCUCAUCCUCAGCAACCUCAGAACCCUCAGCAACCUCAGAAUCCUUACCCUAAGCAACCUCAGAACCCUCAGCAACCUCAGAAUCCUUACCCUCAGCAACCUCAGAACCUCCUCCAACGUCGACUUCAGAACCACCAGCAACUUCAGAUCCCUUACCCUCAGCAACCUCAGAUCCAUUACCCUCAGCAACCUCAGAUCCCCCAGGAACGUCAACUUCAGAGCCCCCAGCAACCUCAGAUCCCUUACCCUCAC